AUGCUCGUGGCAAGGCUAACAUGCCUGAGGAGCCUCCCCUCGCUCGCUGCCGGGCUCCGUCCCGGUCUGGCGAGCGGCUCCUCCGCCCUCAAGAUGAAGCCAUGCCAGGUCAUGUUCACGCCGCAGCAGGGUUUUUCCUCGAAGGCCCGAUUUGGACUCCGCCGAGUGAGAACAACAAGAGACCAACUCAAGGAGGCGGCUUUUGAGUCGACCACGGGCACAGCUAUAAAAUUUGACAGCAUGGGAAGAAUGAUUCUGGCUGGAGGUGCCGCUGUAGGACUUGGAGCUUUAUGCUACUAUGGUUUGGGAAUGUCCAAUGAGAUCGGUGCCAUUGAAAAAGCAGUGAUCUGGCCGCAGUACGUGAAGGACAGGAUCCACUCCACCUACAUGUACUUUGCGGGCAGCGUCGGAAUGACUGCUCUGUCGGCAGUCGCAGUGGCUCGAAACCCGGCACUCAUGGGACUCAUGAUGAGAGGCUCGUGGAUGGCUAUUGGCGCCACGUUUGCGGCUAUGAUCGGUGCCGGCAUUCUGGUCCGGUCCAUCUCGUAUGAACACAGCCCGGUACCGAAGCAUCUGGCUUGGAUGCUGCAUGCAGGUGUGAUGGGUGCUGUCAUUGCCCCCCUCACUCUCCUGGGAGGACCCCUAAUGAUGAGGGCCGCCUGGUACACUGCGGGUAUCGUAGGUGGACUGUCCACGGUGGCUAUGUGCGCUCCCAGCGAGAAAUUCCUCAACAUGGGCGGACCGCUGGCCGUCGGCUUCGGAGUGGUCUUCGCCUCCUCUAUUGGAUCCAUGUUCCUGCCGCCCACCUCGGCUUUCGGGGCCGGACUGUACUCUGUGGCCAUCUAUGGCGGGCUGGUGCUCUUCAGCAUGUUCUUGCUCUACGAUACGCAGAAAGUCAUCAAGAGGGCAGAGACGCAUCCGCUUUACGGCGUGCAAAAAUACGACCCCAUCAACGCGUGUAUGGGGAUUUAUAUGGACACGCUGAACAUCUUCACAAGGCUGGUGAUGAUCCUUGCAAAUGGCGGGGGAAGAAGGAAGUGA
Messenger RNA from Nerophis lumbriciformis (worm pipefish), 1041 nucleotides. NCBI's taxonomy places the organism in Eukaryota, Metazoa, Chordata, Actinopteri, Syngnathiformes, Syngnathidae. The record is from RefSeq and is a predicted model, not a curated record.